UGUGGGCGACCCCGGGUCCCUCGUCCCGCUGCCCUGACACCUGCAACAGCCCGGAUCUCCCUUCCCCUGCCAGGAUGCUGCUCCCUCUGCUGCUCCCCUGGGCAUGGGGGGCCCUGGCCGCCUCCCCUCAUCUCCCCCCAGCAUCUCUCACCCUCCGGGUGCUUAAAACCACCGUCUUCCACAACGCCAGCUCCACAGACACGGUGGGGACGGCCCUGCUGGGCGACCUGGAGACCCACUCCCUGGCCUGUGGCACCUGCAAGAUCCGCUUCGUGCAGCCCUGGGCCCAGCAGGGCCUGACCCCGAAGCAGUGGCAGGACCUGGAGCUGGUGAUCCAUCGCUCCCUGGCCGACUUCAUCCAUCUGGUGAACAAAGUGGUUCAGGAUACAGGAGGAGGCUACGCCCGUCCUCAUCCCACUGCCCUUCCUGUCCCAGACCCCUUUGUUACCCAGGUCUCCUUCAGCUGCAAGCUCCACCCCAACGGCACCUCGAGGCAACUCUGUGACGCUGCAGUGAACAGCGAGGACUUCAUCAGCUUCGACAUGGACACAGGCAAAUGGGUCACUCAGCACGGGGAGAAGCUGGGGAGCUACAUCCAGGAUCUUGUCAACCAGGAUAGGAGCAUAUCCACCCUGUUUUCGUUUCUCCAGAGAACAACGUGUGUCUAUGGGAUCGAUACCUUUGCCCAGUACGGGAGAGAGUCUCUGGAGAGGCAAGAGCGGCCGGUCGCCGUGGUGUUUGCCCGAGCGCCUCCCCCAGCCGGGACCCCCGCGCCGGUACUGCUGGUUUGCCGGGUCACCGGUUUCUACCCCCGGCCCGUCCGCGUGGCCUGGCUGCAGGAUGGGGAGGAGGUGGCACCGGGCUGGUGGCUGAACUCCAGCGGGAUCCUGCCCAACGCGGACCUGACCUACCAGCUGCACAGCUCCCUGGCCGUGGAGCCGGGCGCCGGGCACAGCUACGCCUGCCGGGUGCAGCACAGCAGCCUGGGGGGCCAGAGCCUGCUGAUCCCCUGGGAGCAGAGCAGGCCCUGGAGCCCCGGCCUGGCCGUGGGCAUCACUCUGGGGGUUCUGGCCGCAGCCGCCGUGGCCGUGGUGCUGAGGUGGGGCAGACGCAGGGGCUACCAGGACGUUAGACCAGGGGAGUCCAGCGCCUCAGGGGGCGGCACCAGACCAGGCGUGGGGACCAGCCCCUCUCCUGGGGACAUGGACCUUGGGAAUGGAUCCGCGCCCAGCUCCAGAGCUGAGGGUCCCGAGGGCUGAUCUGUUGGAUGUUCCUGUUCCAACGCUCUGUGUAAAGCGAUCCUGUGACGUGUAUGAAUGAGGCAUGGAUGUGUUAGAGGAUAAGUGGAGAGAGGAUGAGAAGAACAAUUUAAGAAAACGAGCACUCGUCAAAGGACAAUUCAGCACGACGGUGCAGAACUCGCUGGUCCCAAAGAAGGAAGAUCAUUGUAUAACCAGGGGGCCUUGCCAUGAAACUGUGGGUUCGUCCUGCCAAGACUUCCCCGGAGCAUCGUGUCUCGACCGACAGGACCCGGCUCCUCCCUACCCACAAUCAACCCAGCUGGGCACUAGAUUGAUCCAGACUCUGGACUGGUCACUGUAACA
This is a messenger RNA of Gopherus evgoodei (Goodes thornscrub tortoise), 1604 nucleotides long. RefSeq names its product antigen-presenting glycoprotein CD1d-like. Gene Ontology annotation, molecular function: endogenous lipid antigen binding; lipopeptide binding; exogenous lipid antigen binding. The coding region runs from base 75 to 1259 and encodes 394 amino acids. Lineage: Eukaryota; Metazoa; Chordata; Testudines; Testudinidae. Gene Ontology annotation, biological process: positive regulation of T cell mediated cytotoxicity; antigen processing and presentation, exogenous lipid antigen via MHC class Ib; antigen processing and presentation, endogenous lipid antigen via MHC class Ib. The record is from RefSeq and is a predicted model, not a curated record. Gene Ontology annotation, cellular component: external side of plasma membrane. The transcript has 7 exons.